Eurytemora carolleeae is the source of this 2083-nucleotide messenger RNA. RefSeq lists its product as uncharacterized. The record is from RefSeq and is a predicted model, not a curated record. The transcript is spliced from 12 exons. NCBI's taxonomy places the organism in Eukaryota, Metazoa, Arthropoda, Copepoda, Calanoida, Temoridae. Bases 1274 to 2023 code for a protein of 249 amino acids.
UUCAUUAAGUUACAGUCCUAAUUAGUACUUUCAGGUAGGUAUAUGCUUCAUUAAGUUACAGUCCUAAUUAGUACUUUCAGGUAGGUAUAUGCUUCAUUAAGUUACAGUCCUAAUUAGUACUUUCAGGUAGGUAUAUGCUUCAUUAAGUUACAGUCCUAAUUAGUACUUUCAGGUAGGUAUAUGCUUCAUUAAGUUACAGUCCUAAUUAGUACUUUCAGGUAGGUAUAUGCUUCAUUAAGUUACAGUCCUAAUUAGUACUUUCAAGUAGGCAUACACUUCAUCAAGUUACAGUCCUAAUUAGUACCUUCAAGUAGGCAUACACUAUCUAGUUACAGUCCUAAUUAGUACCUUCCAGUAGGCAUACACUAUAUCAAGUUACAGUCCUAAUUAGAACUUUCAACGAGGUACACACAAUAUCUAGUUACAGUCCUAAUUAGUACCUUUCGGUAGGCAUACACUAUAUCAAGUUACAGUCCUAAUUAGAACUUUAAUGAAGGUACACACUUCAUCAAGUUACUGUCCUAAUUAGAACUUUCAAGUAGGCAUUUACUUCAUCAAGAUACAGUCCUAAUUAGAACUUUAAUGAAGGUACACACUUAAUUCAUCAAGAUACAGUCCUAAGUACCUUAUAAAUAUUUGUAUUUUAACAACCAUGAAUCAGAAUUAGCAUUCAUGUUCCAUCUAUUUCUUCAUUUUCAAACUGAAUGAUCCCAACAAUGCCUGGUUGUUUACUUUACCAGUUAAGAACAACAAUUUUCAUUUUUUCAUUCAAUUCAAAAUUAGGCCCACAAUUUCCUUAAGCCCAAAGCAAUUUCAUAAUAUAUAAUAAUUUCAUAAAUAAUGACUAGUAAUCUCUUCAUUACAGGGAGGGAAAUAGGGAUGUAUCAAAUAUAGGAGGGAAUUUUGCACUGCCAAGUAUUCUCAAGGCCAUCUUGGGUCUUAAAGCAUAAUUAGCGUAGCAACGAAGAAUGACAAGAGAAAUAACAGGACUAAAGGCAUAUUGAAAUCUAAUUUACAACAUUUAGAUAAACAAACUAUAUAAAAAUUGGGUUUGGUUUUUUAAGGAUCGCAAAUGGAAGACAACUUUCUAGCUCCUCCACAAUAUGAUAAAAUUUAAAAACAAAUAUACUGGGUAUAAGGUAAUAGGUAAAUAAUUAUACCUUGGCCUCUUUAAUUUCCAGGUUGCAGUGCACCAUUUGCAUUCCAUGUGUAACGAUUUAAUUUAAAAAGACACUUACAAAAAAAAUCCCCAACUUGUUAUCAGACAAACAGAAUGUUACUGCUAGAAAAAAGAAGUAUUCUGUUUCUCCUUCUUAUUUCUCAGUGCUGGGGGGAGAUGGAAAAGAAAAGAUCCUACACUUUUGGACCAAGAGAAGUCAGCCAGGAGUUCUGGAAAACCAGAAGUGUUGUCGGUACACAAAGAUUCAGGUCUCCAGUUGAGUGUGCAUCUUCUCUUCGCCUGGGAUCACUGUACAAUUCUUUCCUUUACAGGGAGGAUGGACUAUGUGAGAUGGCCUAUGCUGAUAAUCUGACACCAAGUUCACCAUCUCCAGUGAAAGUGAAACAUCGAGUCCUAAUAAAGGAAGGUGACAAAGAACUUAGUGACAUCUGCCCAACAACUCAUCCAUAUCCAUUCCUGGAAGGAAGGAAAUGUUGUCAGAAAAAUCUGGAAAACCCAUUUGUUGGUGUUACAACAGGGACUAGAGGACUACUGACCAUCAAUAGUACUUCAUGCAGUUACCCAUCAGUUGAGUGUGAAGUAGGGUAUAAAUGCUCUUUGAAUAGUAUAAUUGGAAAUCCAAUGCAUAUGAAUGUUGACCUGCAGCCUGGUAGCAAUUGGUAUGUUACAACAGUAUCAAAUGAAGAUGAGUGUCAACAGCUCUGUGAGAAAGAGACCAAGUGUAAGGGUUGGGUGUGGAGUGGUUAUUGUUACAUGUUUCAAAAUGGAGUUACAAUAAAAGAAGUGAAGGAAAGCCUUUUGGGAGGUUUCAAGUCAAGCUACAUCAAUAUGCUAUUUGAUUAAAAAUCUGAACACAAACUCACUAACAUAACACUAUGUUAUUAUGUUAAAAUAAUAAUAAAA